AUGGGAAUGUCUGGCUCCCUGCCACAAACUAGUCUGCUGCUAGAUCUCGAACGAAUACCGCACAACCAAUGUGACGAAGGAUGCGAACACUACACUGAUCACGUCGGCAUGCAUAUGUUCGGCCAUAUCAAUCUGGUCCUCAAGACUUACCAUCACCUCUUACGCGAGGAGUGGCGCAAACGCAAUUCUCCAAAUGAACCCGAGCCUCUGGUUUACGAUGAGUAUAAUCCACCGGCACGCUACGUCCGGCUCUUCAACAUGGCUAUGGAUUUCGGCAGCCGACCAAACCAUCGCCAUGAAUCCACACAGACGUUAUCUGCUUCUUGGGUCUCCUUCCUAGAAAGGCUUUGCCGCUUCGAACAUCUAGUGGCCAACUGGAGGUCGAUUGUUGGCCUCACCCUACCACACAUUCUCGACCCAGGCACCGACUGGGAUGAACCAAAACCGAUAAAUGCGGAAACACUGACUCAAAUCGUAAAUUCUGCCCUGGAUGAGCUAGGACCCGCAAACUCGCCCACUGCCGAAGACACCGACCCCGAUUGCCCCAUUUGCUUCGAUCCCUACAACACCGCAGACAGACACCGUGUUAGCACCAAAAAAUGCAACCAUUCUAUGUGCAUGUCCUGUGUUACUGAGUGGACGACCGGUGAGAAUGAAAAUGCCAACAAGUGUCCCUUCUGCCGUCGCGAACUCUUCCCGCGCCGUCUCACCCCUCGCCAAGAAACCCUCGCUCAGAUUGCCACCGAAUCUGACGGCGCCUUCCGGGCCUCUCUACUCCCGCUUGUACGCGACGCGGACACGCGUCGCAGGAUAGCUGCAUGGAAGGGAUGUUUCGCGCCGUUCAUGGAGGAGAUGGGGACGAAUAUGUGGGAUUUCGCGUAUAUCCUGGCCGGCUUUGAGAUCACUUUCCGCAACGACGACGAUGACGGGCGCGUUGCGAUUGUCGCAGCGAGGAUGCAGGCGAUGCUGGAUCAUGUGGAUCAUUUGGUUGCGGGGUUUCUGGGGAGGAGGGAAUUGGCGGAGCGGUAUCGGGAGCGGUCGCAUGAGUGGGCGAAAAUUGCGCGUUUGGACAGCAUAGAGGAGAUCUUGAGGGGAGAGGGGGGUGAGUGA
Mytilinidion resinicola is the source of this 1110-nucleotide messenger RNA. RefSeq lists its product as uncharacterized. Lineage: Eukaryota; Fungi; Ascomycota; Dothideomycetes; Mytilinidiales; Mytilinidiaceae. Gene Ontology annotation, cellular component: nucleus. The transcript has a single exon. Gene Ontology annotation, molecular function: ubiquitin protein ligase activity. The coding region runs from base 1 to 1110 and encodes 369 amino acids. The record is from RefSeq and is a predicted model, not a curated record. Gene Ontology annotation, biological process: interstrand cross-link repair; protein ubiquitination.